CAUUUCUCUUCUCGUUUAGCAUUUUUGUUUUAAUUAUUUUAUGAUGGUGCCACGCUAUAUUUAAACUUCUCUUUUUUCCUUUCUGUCAUGGUUAACUGUUGUAUUUUGGGCAUUUUCUCCAAAUAGUUUUCAUAUGGUUCUGAUAUUUCAUUGCACAAGCAAUGAAAUAUCCUGCUGGUCACAACUAUUUUCUCCUAUUGCAUGGGAUUGCACUUUCUUUUUUUAGUUCUCAUUUUCUCCUAACUCAGAAAUUACCUUUGAAAUCCAAGGAUCUUGAUCUCUGGAAUUCUUGUUUUUAUUUCUGACAUGAGUGCUAGCUUUUUCAUCGACCGUCUCUCGGGUCAAUAACAGAACUUUGUUAAUGACUUAUUAAAAGUUUUUUGACCAAUGAUUAUCUGAAGAAGUUGCUGUUUUCUUCUUGAAGUUUUCUGAUCUUUCAGGAAUAUUUAUUAAACAAUUCUCAGCAUGUGAGUUGAAAGGUGGUUAUGGUCUCAAGAUCUUGGUCAAAGCUGUGGCUUUCUUGUUGACCGAGUCAAAAGUUUUCUUAAUGAUAGCCACGGAGGUAAUUCCAGUCAAAGAAAUGCAUCUAAAGGUAAUGACUAAUUUGCCAGCAUUUUCUUGCUCAUUUAUUUGAUAGGAUUUAUUAAACAAGUUUUUUACAUUUUUGUCUUGAGCAACAUUUCAAUCUCCUGCUGGUGUGGUCCAUUAAGGUGUCCUUUUUUUUUUUUCCCUUCAUUAUAGUGAAUAAACAACAGGUGAUAUUGUAAAUAUUCUUUAUAUUCUCGGUGCAUAAAUCCGUUAACUAUUGGUCAUUUUACAAUGUAUUCAUGUCUCUUUGGAAUAACAGGUAAAAACCUCAGUUUGAAGGUGAACUUGGACAUAACUUUGUGAGCAAACUUUUGUCCAUCAUGACAUUAAAUCAAAUUUUCCCCAACAAUCACCAAAAAUGAAUCCGGAAUUGCGAUCCAAAGUAACAAGAGUUGCAGAUGAAUUCGCCUCUACUGAAUUUCUUCAGUUUGAGAAAGAUCGAGCUGGCCUUCUUUUCCAGUUUGCAGAAACAAACACUAUGUUCAUCCUCACAGCUCGUUUGAAAGGUUAUACGCUUGGAAACAUAAAGAUUGAUAUUAAUGAGGAAAGGAGUAUGAUGGUGAUAACAUGUGAGAAGCCGGUCCAAGAGACUGUAAUGGUGGGGUGGACAGUGCUAAAAAAAGAUGUAGAAAUUAGAAAAUUUACAAAGGCUUUCAAGAUUCCAAAUGGGGUGAUCUUGGAUCAAAUUAUGACUAAUUUUAAUGAGGAAGAAUCCAUUCUGACUAUUACAAUGCCAAAGAGGGAGAAGGGAAUUCUUGGAAUUGGAAUUCAGGAAGUGAAGGAGCCAGAGCUUGUUAAAGAAAUACCACAAAAACCAUUGGAGGAAAAGACUUUGGCAGAACAAGUGAGUCAAGAAACAGAAAUGCGAUUUCCAGGUUUUCCAUCAAAUAUCCAAAAAGUUCAUGAGGAUGUGGAAAAACAUGGUGUUAAAGAUGAAGUUCCUCGAAUGGAAACCGAAAUGCCAAAAGUAGAACACAAGAGCCAGAAGACCGAUGAUAUGGUUGAAGAAGCAAGGGAAACUCAUAGUGAUCAAAUAGGUGAUGAUAAACUUGAAUCUAAGUGCUUGAAAGAUGAUAAAGCUUGCGAAAAAGCAAACGGAAUUCAAGAAGAAGAGAAGACUGGAGAAGAGGAUGAGGAUAAGCUGCCUCAGAGAAGGAGCAAGAUGUUUGUACCUGUAGUUGCAGGCUCAGCUGUAAUUUUAUCUUUUCUUGUCUUUGCGAUUCAUUUCAUGAAAAAUAAGAAUCGACCUGAAAAAAGAAAAGGUUAGGACAAAGAACAUUGUAUAAUACAAUUACCCAAUUUAAAAGAAUAAAAAAGAACAUUGUAUA
Molecule: messenger RNA, 1916 nt
Organism: Nicotiana tabacum (common tobacco)
Lineage: Eukaryota; Viridiplantae; Streptophyta; Magnoliopsida; Solanales; Solanaceae
Source: RefSeq, a predicted model, not a curated record